Patella vulgata (common limpet) is the source of this 3598-nucleotide messenger RNA. RefSeq lists its product as uncharacterized. Bases 63 to 1955 code for a protein of 630 amino acids. Lineage: Eukaryota; Metazoa; Mollusca; Gastropoda; Patellidae. The transcript has 2 exons. The record is from RefSeq and is a predicted model, not a curated record.
CUAACUACUGUUAUUCAUCCUUACGUGGUUUGACAGCGCGCGACGUGUGAGCAGACGACAGAAUGAGUUUAUUUCCCGCCAUUGACGGGCACAUAGCUACAAUCACUCAACCCGAACUACCACCUCAAGACGAUAAACACAAGAUAUCGAUCGGUCGACGGAUUUUAGCAUCUACAAAACAUUUCGGAAAAUCAAAAUGUGAUUUUAUCCAUACAAUGAUUCGGGGAUUUAGACGAUACCGAAGGAUCUAUACAUUCUGGAUGCUCGUCGGAUGCAUCGCCUUAAUUUUGGUUUACAUCACAAAUAGUUUUCAUUUAAAAUGGGGCAUAUCGGAACAGAGCAAAGUUUACCGACGUUCUAAUGAUGGCGAGAUCGACAUCGCACUUCCGCCGUCCAACUCCAACAACAACUUUGUUGUGGAGACCGCUGACGACUCUAGUCAUUUGUCGAAAACUCUCCCGGAAUUACCUAUUCAGCCACCCGCCCGCGCGUUUGGCAGACCUCUAAUUCUUCAUUACGUUUGGUGUGGUCAGCGUUUAUUUGAGUUCCGGCACUAUCUCUCGGUAAAGAGUGCGUCUAGAAUCAUUGCGCCGUACAAGAUAUUGUUUCAUUAUGUCGAUUUACCGCUUCAAGACACGGAAGGUUAUUUCACGUGGUUUAAUCAGACACUGAAAGAAGUUCCGGAUAUAAUUUUACACAAACUGGAGAGAACGACUUGUCCAUCUUAUGGAACCAACCGCUAUCUCCUAAUUCUAGAUCUUCUGUACGAAUACGGCGGCGUUUACGUCCCCGACGACGUUUUACUUCUACAUUUUCCCGGUAAACUGAGAACUGUGACGUUUGUUUCGAACGUUGUGGUCAUCCAAGCGGAUGAUUACAAAGAAGGUAUUAUUGUUGCUAAAGCACGAGGGUUUUUUGUGCCGACUGAUUCUGAGCAUCUGUUUUUGCGCCUGACGUCUGAAGAUCCGCAAACGCCAAAACUUCCUCGCUGUGUCAGUACAGAACUGUAUGAAAAGACAUCAAAUCACAACAUCAUGUGUGCGUAUAUCUCGCGGAUGAUCUUUCCAAAAGAUAUAUGGGCAGCUAAUACUAAAUUCGCCAUGAUGGCCAGAGUUAUCGCUUACAACAAAUUGAAUAUCCAGCCAACUUACGACCUGACGCAUCCGUUUCCGAAAAUAGGUCAUUAUAUAUGUGUUGAUACAUGCGAGAUAGAAUUUAUCACUUUUAUAAGCAUGCUCAGUGCUGUGCAUCUGGCUAAGUUAGAUCGCGUGUAUGUUCACGGACCACAAACGCCCUCUGGUCAGUGGUGGGCAAAACUCCAAGAAGACGCACGAUUCGUUUACGUCAAACACGUUCCGACGUCAUACGACACAGAUAAUGUUCAUAGUUUAACCAGGGAUCCGUGUCCGUUACGAAUUGAAAUUCUGUUACGUUACGGCGGCGUUUAUCAGGACGGUAACGUUUUGUGGACCAAUCAAAUUCCAGAUUAUUACUUUGGAUACGAGGCUGUUGUGUCGCCUGAUUGGCAUCUCUAUGGCAACUGGCCUGAUUCGAUCAAUCCUAGCGUCUUAAUGGGUAAACAAGGCUCCCGCUAUUUGACAAAAUUAUACAAGGCCUUGAAAUCUCCAUUAUACGCACCCAACUGGUUCUACGACCAUUACUCAGCCUAUAAGAUCAUAGAACUCGACCCGGAAAGCGUUUUCUUAGACCGGCGUCUGCAGGUAAAAUGUUUGAAUCACAACUGUCAUCCCACGUGGUUGCAGGAUUACAGAUCAGAAAUUCACCAAAACAAACCCGGAAGCUACUUCGAGUGGAGAAAUGACACCCUAUCAGUUCACUGGGAGGACAGCGUGCCCAAGUUAGAUCUGGAUAUGAUUAAAUAUUUAAGCGGUACCCCAGUCGAAAUUAGCAGACAGGUCUUCCAAGCCGCUAACAUUGAUGUGAACACCCUGUGAGCUUAUAAAUAUUUAAGCAUUACCCCAGUCGAAAUUAGCAGGCAGGUCUUCCAAGCCGCUAACAUUGAUGUGAACACUCUGUGAGCUUAUAAAUAUUUAAGCGGUACCCCAGUCGAAAUUAGCAGACAGGUCUUCCAAGCCGCGAACAUUGAUGUGAACACUCUGUGAGCUUAUAAAUAUUUAAGCGGUACCCCAGUCGAAAUUAGCAGACAGGUCUUCCAAGCCGCUAACAUUGAUGUGAACACUCUGUGAGCUUAUUUUAAUCACAAGCGCCUGUGACAUGGAAACCGUCUUCAUUAGCCCAGUCGGAACAGAACAGUAGGACGUUAAACCCAAUUUCAUUUCAUUUUAAUUUUUGUGACAUAGAAAACCUCUUUCAAAAAAUUGGUUUCGCUAAGCGUUGUGUCUUAAGUCCAUUACGUUCAUGUUCGUAAGCAAGAUUAUCAAAUUCAGGGGCAAAUAACUCGCCUGAAACUGAUUCUCCGUCAAUUGAUAUAUUAAUUUUGAAAGAGAUUUUCAGGGUUACAGGCGCCUGUGGUUUUAAUGUGCAAUCUAUGUGAUUUAGUCAGCAGUUCCGGUGUGAUUGUUUGAAUUGUUAUUUUUGGAAUAUAAUAGUAGGGAUAUAUAAUAUAGCCUACAACUCAUCCAGCGGAUCCAGGUUGGAGUGGGGGUGGUGCUAGGGGUCCGCCACCCCCAACUCCCCUACUAAAUAACAGUAUACAUAAUUCACUUUUUAGCCUGGUCUAUGAAACGUGUAAAUUUGGACUUGUUGUUGGUCGGAUUGAUGCAUUCUGUACAUCGCCGCAGAGACCAUGGUCCUCAUGACGAUUCCCCGCUUGUACGUGACAAAGAGUAGGGUCGCCUGUCCAACCUCAUGGGUUUUCUCCGGGUCCUACUGCUAAAGACCCUUAUGGGCAAGCGAAUUAUUGAAAUAAAGUUGAACCAUGUGUUAGUAACGAAAUGAUCUAGUUAGUAUCGAGUGGACGUUAAACACCCCCUCUCUCUCUCUCUCUCUCUCUCUCUCUCUCUAUCUAUCUCUCUCUCUAUUCAUACCAGAAGAGCCCCCUAUCCGUUCCCCGAUGACCUGCUCUGGCUAUGCAGGAGUAACCCUAUUUUUCAUAGUUGGACAGUAUUCAUAUCAGAUUCGCACCUACAUUACUUCAUAUAUAUCUAACCUUAAUAUCCUUGCGCAGGUGUGAAUCGAUCGAGACUACGUCGUUGAGUCGUUGUUCCUGGUACGAUAUAUAUCAGGGGCGGAUCCAGGAAUUUUUGCACGAGGCGGUUUGUCAGGUUCUUGAGACAAUGUAUCUUUGGUGGGGGUGGGUUGGCCUCUCCCCGCUCCCCACGGCCUUGAAAAGUUUUGGGAAAUACAUGUCUCUAUCGCCCUUUUCACGUAUAUACAUACCCACUGAACUUUUUAAAGAAAACAAAAAAACAAUUUCAUUGAUGCAAAGCAUUAAUUGUGAUAUAAAAUGUGUCUAUAUCAUUAUCCCGCGCUUUGAAUGUCAAUCCCAUCCCACCAUCUGACGAUAAAGGAUAAAGCACACGACCGUGAAACUUUUCUUAUAAAAAGUGUUAUUUACAAAAACAUAUCUGUAUAAUUCUAUAAUAAUCACACAUCAUACUGUAUUUCAAAGCUUAAA